AUCAGUUGGUUGCGCGAAUUCGUGACAAACGUGUCGUCGUUAUCGUUUAAUACACUCCCGGUCGAUUUGACGGGAAAAGCAGCGGAGGUGCGGUCAGCCGAUGCGGCGACGACGACUAGUGAGCGUGCAAAAUGGCGCCCACGCGUGUGAUUUUGAUGUCGUGCGGCAGUUAUAACCCGCCGACCAACAUGCAUUUACGAAUGUUCGAAAUUGCACGAGAUCAUCUGCAUCGAAUGGGUACACAUAUAGUUGUGGGAGGAGUGAUUUCACCAGUUCAUGAUGCAUACGCCAAGAAAGAACUAGCCAGUGCAACGCAUAGAUGUGAGAUGCUGCGACUAGCGUUGCAAAACAACGAUUGGAUUCGCUUAAGCACAUGGGAGACUAGCCAAAAUUGCUGGACGAAGACACGCCUGUGCCUUCAGCACCAUCAGAAUCUACUCAAUUCCAUGUUAUCCAAUUCCAACGACAUCAAACAUCACAUGCAGAUAGAAGAUAUCGAGUGGAUACCGGAGAAUGUGAGAAACAGCUCUGACAACACACCGAUACAGAUCAAACUGCUCUGUGGUGCUGAUCUUCUGGAAAGUUUUGGUAUUUGCGGGCUUUGGCUCGAGGAUGAUAUCGAUGCAAUCGUUGGCGAGCAUGGUCUUGUAGUUAUAACCAGGGAAGGUUCUAAUCCCAACAAAUUCAUCUACGAUUCGGAUAUUUUAUCCAAGCACAUGCACAACAUUUGUAUCGUGACCGAAUGGAUUCCGAAUGAGGUAAGCUCGACGCGAAUUAGGCGGGCCUUAAAACGCAGCGAAAGCGUCAGAUAUUUGGUACAGGACUCCGUUAUCGACUAUAUCUACAAGAACGAGAUUUACGACACGAAAACGGCGGAUGUGACAAUUAAGUUGGAACUGCCGUCGCCGAAUGCGAACAACUAUCUGCACAUAGAGCCCCGUUAUCUGAACGCGUUCCUAACGCCGUCGCCCACCGACGUGACCAUGGGCUCGCCGAGCCCGAUCGAGAUCAUGAGCGCCGCGUCCGUCGACGUUCCGGACGCGGUGCUGUGCAGGAACCUGCAGAAUGUCGUCGGCGCCGCCGAGGCCCGCGAGCAAUUCAUUAGCGCGUUAACCGCCGACAACGGCAACAUCAAGCAUGUAGCAUCUAGAGCGGCGUACCCGGGUCAGGCGAAACAGAUCGUCGUCGCCAGCGAGAACGGUGUCGUGCGAAUCUUGGAUGAGGUAGGUGGUCCGCUCGACGAGCCCGCGGCGAAGCUUCGUCAGCCUGGUCCCUCGACUUCCGGCGAGAGUGCGCUGAAAAGGGACCGUAGGUCGUCAAAGGGUAAAAUUCACGUCGGACAGUGGGAGGCUCUUUCAGAUUUCAGCUCUGACACCUCGGGUGUAGAUUUAGAUCGUGCGGUGAACGAGAUCGUGGCGAAUUCUAACGAACUGACAUUGGAAGAAGGUAGCGAUAGGUCAACGGUAGGCGGCGAGUUGGGACCCGAAAUCGUAGACUUAGGUUCGAGUGGCGAUUGCAGGGUAAUAGUGAAUAUUCAGCCUGUUGCUUCUAGCGAAGUAGCGUCGGAGAGCGCGGUAAGAGGUAAAAAUACGCAAAGGGAAGCCGAUAUAAGUUUAGGCUCGAGUGACGAUCGCGAGGUGAUGACGCAAUCUGAUCAAUCGAGUUCUAGCGAACUGCGGCUGAGGGAAUGUUGCUGGCCGACGAGGGGACACGCCGUAGUCGGCGGCGGAGAAAUAAUCCAGAUAGGAGAAUCAGGUGCCAAUGAGUCACGGCGAAUCGUAGACAAAGGAGAGCAAGGUUCUGCCUUGAUUUUAGAGAGCGAUGGUAGCAAUGAAGAAAUCAAUUCGAGGAAAGAACUAGUUAAUGUAGAAGCGGAUCUUGUUCACAUGGACGGUGUCGUCAAGGUUCAGCCUGGUCAUUUGAGUCAUAGCAUAGUCGCGGAGAAAGAAGAUCAUAAUUUAAGGAUAGGAAAAGCUAAACUCGAUGUGAGAAAAAACAGCUAUGAAUAUUUAGAUGACAAAGAGGUGGGCGCACUCAGUCCGGAAAGUAUUCUAAAGAAUUACGACGUAUUCGAUGAUAGAGGAACCGGUUCUAGAAAAGAAACUGCCGACUUUGAGUUGGACAAGACUAAAAAUUCAGAAAUCAAAGCUUCGCCGUUAAACAUCUCGAUGACAUCACUCGAUGGCCGUCAUGAGUGCGCGCUCUCCGACUUCAGCGUAGACAAGGAAGACUAUCGACUUAGUCAGUAUGGAUCCGAGGAAGAUGAAGAGGAUGAAGAUGAGUUUCUGUUUAGUGCCAAAUUGAGUUUAACCGAUGGUCAAAGAGAGAAUGCGAUAGACGACGAUUCUGCAAAUGACAGCAAGAUCGGUGCCAAUGUUCAAGUAGUCAGUAGUACGAUAGUUCGCAAGAGCCAUGAAAACGCUUCUAAAGGUAUUACGACAAAAGAGACUGAUGAAGAAGCGCGAUUCGUCGAGGAAAGAUCACCUUUACAGAGCGAAGAAGACAGAAUGAUCGACGUUGGGAAAAGUAAGCAGACGGAAGAAGCGUUCAAGAUGCGAGGGACUGAUAAAGAGAACCAAAUGCAGAAAGGAUCAGAGUUGGAUGCUCACUCUUUGGAAAAGCGGACGAUAUCUUGCGAUUCGAAUUCUGAGAUAGACGGCAAAUACCUGAAAUCAAUCGUGAACUCGCGCAAGAGUCCGAGGAAAGUCAAGGACGGCCAGAUGACUGAGCUUAAGGAACCGAAGAAUCGGCAAUCCGAAGUUCUUCAAAAUUCACCUAUGGAGAGGAAAGGUUCCGGAAAGGUCAAGCAAAGUGAAAUCACUGAAGCCGGGGCUGGUAUCGAGAAUAAAGAUCAAAUAAUUAACGAUCAAAAGAUAUAUUGCUCAGGAGAAGUCUUCCAAAAUUCUCUAAGAUCAGCUUCCACGAAGACAAAGAGUUCUAUGAAAGUUAGGGGACAUCACACGGGUGAAAAUGAUCGCGAGUUCAAGGAUCAAAGUAAGUACGUUAGCGACCGAGAGACCGGGAAAGUUUCUCAAAAAUUGUCAACUAGCGCAAAGAGUCCCAAAAAGCUCAGAGAGAAACAGAUUUACCAUAAAAGCGGCGAGAUGAAGGAUUACGAUCGAGCUAUCAACGAUCGCGUUAUUUCCCAGCUUGAGGAAGUCUUUCAGAAUUCUGUAAAGAAGCCUUCCACGAAGACAGUAGAAAGUCCAAAGAAGAUAUCCGAAAUUCACGUUGAAACGAAGGAGCAAAAUCUGCCGGUGCAUCGAUCCGCCGAUAAUCGACAAGCGGGUGAAGAAGUUACUCAGCAUUCCUCUAAAAUAUCUUUUACGGAAAGCCCGAGGAAGACUCAGAAGGACGCGAAAGCGAACGAUAAGAAGACCGUUGACGAUAACACGAAGCAGAAUUUUAACGAGAUCAAGGACGUGUACACGAGGAAGGUGCGACGUUACAACGUGCCUCUUCAGGGCAGCCUGGACUCGAUGAUCGUGUCCGAUGAGUCGUUUGCGCCAAAGCCCAAAAAGGACGACACCUUCUCGAAGAAGUCCAAGAGUUACGAGUCGAUCAAGCGAAUUCAAGAGGUGUUCCUGGGCACGCCGGGCAAGAUGUCGAGUAGUUCACAGCUCGACAUCCCAGACGAGUUUUGUUCCAUUUGCUGCUACAUGAACGAGAUUACAUUCCGGACGGAGGAAGAGAUCAGCAGUCCGAACCAGGAGACCUUCUAUACGCUCAGAUCCACCUGCAGCUCAUUGGCCGACGACGACGACUCCACCGAAUGCGACAUCUGCGGCUCGCUGAACCAGCAGGAAUCCGAGGGCAAAAUAGUGAUGGACUCGGCCCACGGAGAGAUACCCUGCGAGCUCUGCAGAAUCUGCGGCGAAAUGGACGGCAGUUAUGAUCAGAACACCAUGAUACCGGCGGAUAGAUACGCCUUCAGGCUCGUCGAGCCGAACCAAGACGACGACGACAGCUUUGAGAUUGAGAAUUGCGGCUUUCAAAGCGGCACGGAAUCGGCCGACGAUCGAAGCCGAGUUUCCGAGAAGGAGAGCAUCAAAGAGUCCGACAGAUCCAAGUCGCGCUCAUUGUUCAUUCAUGGCUCCUCGAUGGUGAGAGACCAGCCUCGUGAGCUGUACUUCAUUCCCAAGGACGAGAUCGCCAUCUUAACGAGCGGGACGAGGAAAGUCGGUCGCAAAGGUUCCCUGUUCAGGAAGAAGGAAGAACUGAAUGUACGCGAUAACAGACGGUACUCGUCGGUGGAUAGUCUGCAACUGGCGAAGAUGUCUGCGAAGACGGCCGACAAGGCGCUCAAAGUCGCGAAGAAUCCGACCCUCGUCGCGUCCGCCGAUAAUCUGCGGAUCUCGAGGAGGUCCAAGUCCCUGCAGAGAUCAGCCGACGACGUAGGCCGCCGGAGCUCUCUCACCGAUAACUUGGAGGGCCUAGCAAGGAAGGAAGAAGACGCAACGCAGGCGGUCCAAAAACCCAACGCCCGUGACAAGGAAGCGGUAAAGAUGAUUCUCACGCAACAUGGAAUCAAGAUUAUUAGUGAGAAGGAGACUGCUUUGUAAUAGGAGUAGUCUGAGCACUGAAUGACCUAGAAUGGGGGGGAUCACGUAGAAAUGACUCGCGAGAAAGGCUACUGAUCUGGAUGAGUAAAUUCAAAUGAAAAUCUAUAUACCGCUUGUUUAUUACUAACCGAAAAUUUGGAAGUGGAGAACACUUUCGAGCCUUUCCUCGAUAUAUACAUAAAUAUAUAUAUAUAUGAAACGAAAAAAAUAAAUGUCAAACGGAUUGUUGUAAAAAUAAUAGACGUAAAGUAAUUAUAUAUGAAUUAUGAAUUGUAAUUACGCCGCAUCUUGGCUUUGCAUAAGUAUUUGUGCCGUUGCAGUAUUAUAUAUAAUAACUAUUGUGUGAUGGUUGUACUGUUGUAAUAUUGCCGUAAUAAUUACGAACGAUAUACCAUAUACAAAUCGAUAGCUCGGUAUCGAUAGAAAGGACCAACAGCGGAAAUUGUUAUUCCCGAUCGAAGAUUGGGAAAUUGUUGGAUGAUUUAUGCAAAACUUGCAAAUGAUAUAACAAGACAAUCUUAGUAAUAUUACUGUUAAUGUAACGAGAAAAAACAAAGAGCCGUGUUAUACAAUGACUGUAAAUAAUGAUGCGAUACAUCGAUUUAAAGAGAUAGCGCUUCGCUCGAGAAUGAAAACGCGAAGCGUGCGAAAAGUAGUGCCAGAUGUGCCAAAAAUAUGUGAUAGAAUUUGCAUUAUUUUGUUACUCAUCCAUUCGAAGAAUUUCUUCGCAAGAUCAGUAUUACCGUUUGUAGUAUUUUUCUCGUCGUUAUCAGCAUGUUGUAUGAAGAGUCUAAAACGAAGAGUUUCUUCCUAAAAUCGCAGUAUCGCGCCGUAUAGUACUUCGUCCGUAGGAACUUUUCUAUCAUCAGUUUUUAAUCGGUUAGUUAUCAUCGUUAGCUGGUGCAAUAAUGUUGACAUGCAUAUUACUAAUCGUUCGAAGACCCCAUGAAUGCUGCUACUUCCCAUAACCCGCUUAAUUUUCCCUUUAGCGGCAUUAAAUGAUGCAUUUUGUAUCUUUGUUAGACUCGUCAAGCUGCCAUUAAGUAUUUAGAAUGCUAAACGUUUAUUGAUGAGUCUUGUCUUUCUCUAUUGCAUGACGUUAUGUGUCUUUAUCGUUUGAGACAUAUUCAUUGAGUUGUGAUGGAGAAGGCGUUUUGAUGUUUCCAGAUGUAAUUUUUACUACCGCAUCGAAAACACCUAAGAAUUAAAAUGAGACUGUCGACGUAGUGUACAGUGUAAAUUCUUAUCUCCAUUGGGAAUGUACAAACUACGUUGAAAACUAUGGACAGAACCCUGAAUUCUGACCUGUAAUCUCAGUUGUUAUGCGCUAUGUUCUCGUCCUCCAAUCAACCAGUCGAAUCCCGACCUCCAGCUUGGGUGCAAUUUUAACGUUCAAUGUUGACUGAUACGAAUUCAAAAUCUUAAAGUUAGGCCCUGGAAUGAUUAUGACCUUCGCUUCUUCUUCUUUGCUCCCCUUCUUCUUCUUCUUCUCUUACGUCUGCGUUGCGUUCUUGUGCACUCCCGGAUCUGUUCGACGAAAGUAAACCAUGAUUUUGUUGAUGCGACUGCUAUCAUGUUAUUUUUUAACGAUUGAGAAACAAAAGUGGAAAAAUAUACAUAUAACAAUAUCAAUCUAUUUUUAAAUGUCAUAUUGAAUCGCGUGUGAAUCAUCGAGUCGCGUAUUAUGAGAUUCUCUGUCAAAAUUGAUUCGUAACAUUUAUAUUUUAACGAUUGCACAAUUUCAAGAAAACAACAAUUACACUUCAAGUUUGAGAUCUAUUAUACAUAGAGAACGAGUAUUUGGCACAAAGUCCUAAUUGAUGGCAUGAUGGCGGUCGAUAAUAUAGUCUUUGCUUCUGAUGGAGCAUGUGACGUGUGUUUUUCCAGGAUACAACAAAACCUGCAUGCCUACUGUAAGACAGAUAGUUGGCUGUCUCGUUGCUGCCCGACCGAUCCGAUGCCGGCCCCGGCUUCUUCUUCUUUCUGCUAAAAGCCCUAAUUGCGCUACUAACGAUCCUAAUCAGGAAACUAGCAUGGUUGUUAGCAGCAGCAGCAGCAACAACAACAACAAGAACAGCAACAACACUUACAGCAACAACGAGAACGAGAACGCACGAAAUCGAUAUCUUGAUCGUUCUUACAUUUAAUUAUCUCACUAAACCUAUUAUCUAUUCUUUUAUUUAUAGAUUUUUGAGUACAAGUUUUUGAAACACUGAAUAUAAUUGGUAGCACAGAGAGAGAAUUGUUUCUACAUUUUUACAAUAUGGUUAUAUUUUUACCAGGUUAUAGGAGUGAUUUCACCGAUGUGUUUUAAUAAUCCACACUAUUUAAUCAGGGUUAUUUAUUAAAAACAAAAAUAAACAUUUUUCAAACGUUUUAAACGAAGAGUACCGCAACGAUUAAUAUUAUAUUAAAUUAAUAUAUUUAUCGCAUCGUAAUUUUAUUGCUACAAUUGAUCGUAAUAAUAAAUAUGUUAACAACUAUAAUUAUGGUAAUAAAUUCCUCAUCACAGGUGACAUAUUACUAUAAUUAUCGUACGACUGUAAUCAUAAUGAGUGUAUAAUUAAAUUAAUAUAUAUAUAUAUAUACAUAUAGUUACAGAGAGACCUAUAUCGUGCUAUAAUUCUGUAUGAUAGUUACCGACGAAGAUAUGAUAACCACAAAAGAUAAAGAGAAUGUUGUUAUAAAAAAAAAAUAAACGUAUUUAUUAUAAAAUAAUAUUAAAAUUAACAAUGAAAGCUGAUAGUAAUGCGAUAAUAGAUAGUAAUAAUCGUGUACGAUACUUGUAGUUUAAUGAUGAUACAUAACAAAUAAUG
Molecule: messenger RNA, 7378 nt
Organism: Dinoponera quadriceps
Lineage: Eukaryota; Metazoa; Arthropoda; Insecta; Hymenoptera; Formicidae
Gene: Nmnat
Exons: 5
Coding region: 132-4562 (1476 amino acids)
Biological process (GO): NAD+ biosynthetic process
Molecular function (GO): nicotinate-nucleotide adenylyltransferase activity; nicotinamide-nucleotide adenylyltransferase activity
Source: RefSeq, a predicted model, not a curated record